Messenger RNA from Arachis ipaensis, 2140 nucleotides. The record is from RefSeq and is a predicted model, not a curated record. NCBI's taxonomy places the organism in Eukaryota, Viridiplantae, Streptophyta, Magnoliopsida, Fabales, Fabaceae.
GGGAAGUUACCAGCAUCUCAGGCUAAUCCUGAAGUGGUCUCUGCUUUUAGAAGAGAGGAAAAAGAACAGGCCAUGAGGCUUUUGGACAAUUACUUGAGAAUUUGCCGUGCAGCCAAGGUUAAGGCAAGCUUUAUGAUGACGGAAGCUGAUCAAGUCCAGAAAGGGAUUGUUGAUUUGGUUGUCGGGCAUAAUAUUAGGAGGCUUGUUAUUGGAGCAAUACCCGAAGGUUGGAUGAAAGUCAAAAGGAAUUCCAGGAAAGCAAAUUAUGCUGCCAAAAAUGCACCCCCCUUCUGUAAAAUAUGGUUUAUCUAUAGAGGUAAACAUAUUUGGACAAGAGAAGCUUCUGAAAAACCUUGUUCUUUAUCACCUUGUGAAACAAUUGAAACAGAAGGCACUUUUGCCGCCGAAUCAACUACAUCCAGCGGUCCAUUGCCCCAAAAUUCUGCUGAGAGUUCUUCAGAUACUCAUUUAGAGGCUGAAGAAGAAAGAGUUAAUAGUCAACUUGUUGAAGUCAAACAAGAAGCUGAUGAAGCAGCAGAUGAGUCUUUUGUUGAGCUAUUGAAGUUGGAAGCUGAAGCCACUGAGGCCAUAAGGAAGGUCAAUUUGUUUGAAUCUGCUCAUGCACAGGAAGUAAAGCUCAGACAAGAGGCAGAGGAUGAGUUGAGAACCACAGUAAAGGAUCAACAAAAGCUCCUAGAUGAGAAUGAAGAAAUUGGUAGUGAGUUACAAAGAACCAUGAGAAGUAUUGCCAUCCUAAACAGUUGUGUGCAGGAAACAGACCAUAGGCGAGAUGCAGCUGAAGAUGAACUAUCACUAAUUCAAGCAUCCAUCUCCACACUCUGGCACGAAAAACAGCAGAUCAGGCGACAGAAAAUGGAAGCCAUCCGCUGGCUGGACCGGUGGAAAAGCCGUGGGCAAGUUGGAGUUGCUCAUUGUAAUGGAGUUGUAGGAUUUGCUGAGGAGUUACCUGAGAUAGCAGAAUUUUCAUUAUUGGAUAUUCAAAAUGCCACGUGCAAUUUUUCUGAAAGCUUUAAAAUUAAGGAGGGUGGAUAUGGCGCUAUUUAUAAGGGAGAAAUGUUGGGUAGGACAGUUGCUGUAAGAAAGCUCCAUUCUCACAAUUUGCAAGCACCUUCACAGUUUCACCAAGAGGUUCAAGUUCUUGGUAGUUUUCAGCACCCUCAUCUGUUGACUUUGCUUGGUGUUUGCCCUGAAGCCUGGUCACUUGUAUAUGAGUACUUGCCCAAUGGAAGUAUUCAAGACAGCCUUCUAAGAAGGAGCAACAUUUCCCCUUUAACAUGGAAUAUCCGAACACGAUGGAUUGCUGAAAGAGAAGAUUCUCUCUAUCUUCCUAGUUUUGGCUUGGAAACUGAGCCAAGGGGUUCUUUCACAUAUACAGAUCCAGAGUUUCAGAGAACUGGACUAACACCAAAGUCUGACAUAUACUCCUUUGGCCUCAUUAUUUUGCAACUCUUGACUGGUCGGACUCCAGUUGGAUUAGUUGGUGAAGUACAGAAAGCCGUUACAUAUGGACGAUUGUCCUCAAUUUUAGAUUCUUCGGUUGGCGAAUGGCCUUUGGCUGUGGCAACACGAUUGGCUGACCUCGGAUUACAGUGCUGCCAACAAUAUAGUAGAGACAGACCAGAGUUAACACCGUCUCUGGUUAGAGAACUGGAGCAGUUACAUGGAAAUAAUGCACGAUCCUCAAGUUGCAGCAGAUGGAUUUACUUAUGAAAGGGAUGCCAUAACUGAAUGGCUCGAAAAUGGACAUGAAACUUCUCCCAUGACCAAUCUGAAACUGAAUCAUCUGUAUCUUACUCCCAAUCAUGCACUUCGACUUGCUAUCCAAGAAUGGCUUUGCAAACCCUGAAGCUUCAUUAAUUCAUUUCUGUAAAUAUCUCUGUAUAUUUCUGUAGUUGCCCCCUGUGCUUACUUUAAAGCAAUCAUUGUGUUGAGCUUUUAGAGUUAUAGGGCUGGCUGGUUUCUUGUGUUAGCUUUUAUUUUGUAGAUCCCAAGUUGCAACUAGAAUAAUUAUAGGAUUUAGUAUGGAGAUGAGUCUAGAUAUUUGUAAUCCUAUUGUAUCCAUGAAUCAUUGAAAUAGUGAAAUAUCAAGCAUAUUGCUUUUUUUCUAUGGAUAAUUGAA